CCCCCAAGUCCGCGGCGGCCCGCGCCCCCUCUCCUCUCGCGAGAACACCCCCCAACCGGAGCGUGGAGCAGGGCGUCGUCCUGGGCGGGAAGUUAUGGGUUUUCCCCCGCACCCUCGUGGCCCGUGGCAGGCACCCGAGGCCCGGGAGCGGAGGCUCGCUGCCCUCCUCCGCGCGAGGCCGGGCCUGGGGCUUCUUCUCCGGCCCGCCACGCCUCCGGGGAGGUCGGGUCGGGCUCGUGAGGGGCCGGGACCUGAGGCCCUCGAGGUGGGCGGUGCCAUGUGGAGACGCGACCCUGAGAGCUUGGAGCUGGGCCGGAACCGACCCCACCCCUCAACACCUCUGGGGUCAGUCCAAAGCCUGGCACGGUUGCUGACUCCCGGGAGACCUUACCGUCCAUUCCAAGAACACCUCUCGGAAGGCCAUCUCAGAGCUUCCUACAGGGCCAUCCUGAAUUUAGCAGACUCUGCCAAUUGUUGUAUGAUGGUACUCCACACAGAGUGUAUGCUGAUUUCUCCUCUUCAUUGUCAUCACAUUCCAAUAAUAUGGAGAGCAACAGGACAGGAAUGUCCCUCCUUGGAGAGAAAACCCUCAUUCUUUGCUAAGCCAGGCCAUUCUCUCCCUCUUGGUUCUGCCACAGAAGUAGUACAGCCGCUAAUUUCCCAGUGUCCACAGAAUACCCUCACUGAGGGAACUGACACAUUCCAAGCCCUUUACAAGAUCCCACGGAAGCCCAUGGAAGCCUUCUGGCAUGAGCUGAAGAAGCAUCUUCCAUCCCCUCCCAGUUGGAGAAGUGACUUGCCUAUGGACAGACAAGGGACCCUGUUCUACCAGGAAGAUUCAAGGGAAUAACUAGAGAGGGUUUCUCUUCCUGAAUAAGAGGGAGCCUAGCAAGGACAAAACUCGCGCAUCUGCCCUUUCCUCCUUGCUGGAAUGCCAGUGAGAGAACCGAUGCCUGAAGCUUUGCUAGCCAACCCUGGUCUCCGAUCUGACAAAUAUGAGAAUGCAGAGCCAAUGCACAGAGGUGGUGGAAUAGAAGAAUGGAAAGAGUUUGGACCCUCGAGGGUAUCUUCCAGCUGCUGAACUGCGCUGAAGCCACCCAUCCUUCUAGACUCUUGUGAGACCAACAGUUAGGCCAUGGCUGAUUGUUUUUUCCUCAUGC
Molecule: messenger RNA, 1160 nt
Organism: Camelus dromedarius (Arabian camel)
Lineage: Eukaryota; Metazoa; Chordata; Mammalia; Artiodactyla; Camelidae
Exons: 4
Coding region: 95-850 (251 amino acids)
Source: RefSeq, a predicted model, not a curated record